Brugia malayi is the source of this 1956-nucleotide messenger RNA. RefSeq lists its product as uncharacterized. The coding region runs from base 1 to 1956 and encodes 651 amino acids. NCBI's taxonomy places the organism in Eukaryota, Metazoa, Nematoda, Chromadorea, Rhabditida, Onchocercidae. The transcript is spliced from 14 exons. The record is from RefSeq and is a predicted model, not a curated record. Gene Ontology annotation, biological process: positive regulation of transcription by RNA polymerase I. Gene Ontology annotation, molecular function: RNA binding. Gene Ontology annotation, cellular component: nucleolus; intracellular anatomical structure.
AUGAGCGGGAAGCGGUAUAAACAAAAUGCAUGUAACAUCGAUCAGUGUCCUGUAGCUAAGAAAAAAUUUCGUCGCAAGGAAUUACCAGUCGAUGGUGUUCAUUUACAGUUGGCGGAAGUGAUAAGGCAAAAUGGCAUAUCAGUCAUUGUUGGUGAAACUGGAAGUGGUAAAAGUACACAGAUUCCUCAGAUUUGUUAUAAUGAAGGUUUGAUCGGUAGUGGUCUUUUGGCUGUUACACAGCCACGCCGUGUUGCUGCAAUAACACUUGCGAAACGUGUAGCUUUGGAAAUGAAUGCAAAUCUUGGUGAAGUGGUUGCCUAUAAGGUGAGGUUUGAAAAUACCACAAGUGAUGAAACAAAGAUUGUUUACGGUACCGAUGGUAUCUUUUUACGUGAAACAUUUUAUGAUUCGUUACUCACACCUUAUUCUAUUGUAAUUGUCGAUGAAGCUCAUGAACGUUCCGUUGUUAUCAUGUCAGCUACAUUGGAAACUAAUGUUUUUUCGGAAUAUUUUGACAAUGCACCGGUAUACAUAGUACAAGGAAGAACCUAUCCAGUCGAGAUUUUUUAUGCAAAUUCAUUGGAUAAAAAAGAUGAUGAUUAUGUGUUCAAUGUUUUGACAACGGUUUUGCAAAUCCAUCGUACUGAACCACUAAGCUCCGAUGUAUUGGCAUUUUUAACUGGACAGGAAGAAAUUGAAACAGCAUGUAAGAAAGUGCAGGAAGCUUCAAGACUUCUACCGGGUGAUUUGGUAGCUCUCCCACUCUAUGCGGGUCUCCCACCAUCGGCACAAAUGCGGGUUUUUGAACCAGCAGGCAUACCACACACACGCAAAGUUAUUUUCGCUACAAAUAUAGCGGAAACAUCCAUUACUAUACCAGGUGUGCGGAUUAUUGUUGACAGUGGAAAAAUAAAAGUGAAAACCUUUCUUCCGGAUCGUCAUAUCGAUAUUCUUCGUGUGGAAAAUAUUUCACAAUGCUCAGCAACGCAGAGAGCUGGUCGUGCUGGACGUGAAGCACCGGGCAAAUGUUAUCGGCUUUAUUCGGAAAAACAUUUUCAUUCAUUAUCCAAAAUAACAGUUCCAGAAAUUUUACGAUCCAAUUUAUCUGUGGUGCUACUCGAACUGUUACGUAUUGGUUUACGACGAAUAAAAUCAUUAGCUUUAAUUUCAAAUCCCAAAAAAGAAGGACUGGAAGCUGCUGAAAAACAUCUUCGUCUGUUGGAUGCAGUAAAGCAACCUGAUGAAAAAGGGAGACUGAAACUUACUGAAAUGGGUACAAGAUUAUCAUCAUUUCCGGUUGAUCCAGCUUUUGCACGUGCUCUGAUAGCAGCUUCGCAGAAUGGAUGUUUGGAAGAAGUUCUGACAAUUGUGGCAUUUAUGUCCAUUGAUUCCGUUUUCGUUAGUUCAGCUGUAGGUCAUGAACGAACAAAUUUAUCAAAGCGUAAAUUUGAAGCACCCGAAGGUGAUCACUGCACCUUGCUGAACGUUUACCGAGGAUAUCGUUUAGCUCGGAAAGAGAAGAAGUUAGAGGAAUGGUGCGAAGCAAAUCAUGUCCAUCAGCGAUUACUUAAUACUGUUUUCAAAAUUCGAAGACAACUGCGCGAUAUUUGCCUAAAAAAUUCACUGAUUUUUCGUUCGUGCGGUACUGAUACUGACAGACUCAGGAAAACACUUUGUCAGGGUCUUUUCAUGAAUGCAUGUGUUUAUGAGAGAUCACAGGACCGUUAUAGUUUAUUAAUAUCACCUGGAACCUCACUAAAAAUUCAUCCUUCCUCUUGUUUGUCUCGUUCUCGACCAACGGCCUUUAUCUUUACUGAUCUCGUUCGAACAAAUGAGUUGUACGCUCGUGAUAUCACAGUGAUUGAUCUCGAGUGGGCCAAAGAGUUACUUGAUUCAAAGAAGACGGUACUGAACAUGUUUCGCGAUGAAAGAUUACAUUCGGUGAUUCAUUCAUAG